Punctularia strigosozonata HHB-11173 SS5 is the source of this 4393-nucleotide messenger RNA. RefSeq lists its product as uncharacterized. The transcript is spliced from 17 exons. The record is from RefSeq and is a predicted model, not a curated record. The coding region runs from base 181 to 4212 and encodes 1343 amino acids. NCBI's taxonomy places the organism in Eukaryota, Fungi, Basidiomycota, Agaricomycetes, Corticiales, Punctulariaceae.
CUGUUAUCGCCGCCUAGAGCUUGUCCGCGAUACAACGCUUGCCUAUCUCGAUUAUUACCUCUGACGAUCAUCUCGUCGCGCGGGCGCGAGAUUCGGUACUUCUGCUCCCUCGUUCUCACCAACUUCGGACUGCGAGUUAUAGGCGGGCUUCCUCGCUAAACUGGAUUCGGCUACACGACUAUGUCGCAGAUAUCUAGGAGAAGCUAUGGCAGCUUUUCGCACGAGCGGAGGAUAUCCAAGCAUCGGGUGACGGAUGAGGAACUAUUCAACUAUACCCUCCGCGUAGCAUUGCUUGCAUAUCUUAUGCAGCCCAAGCCGGAGGUGCAAUCUCAGAAUACUGAAUCCGAGCGCCGGGAACGCGAAUAUGUGGCCCGCUUGCAAGGCGCCGUGUCCAACUCGCUCGUGUCGAUCGGAGAUCUGUUCAAGGACACGCUACGAGAUGGCCCGAAAACUGUGCAGUUCCCGGAGAAGAUGUUGAAAGUGCUUGACAAACGGUUGGAAAAGAUUGGCAUGGCGCAGGAUCCAUCCUUCUCCGACGCCCUCACACGGCGCGUGCUCAUUGCCUUCUGGAACGGCACCAUGUCCAAGCCCGAGUUCAAACGACAGAUGAAGGACAACCGCAAGAUUGAAGACCUCAUCCUCAUGUUCGUCACCAACACCACCAACGCGCUCAAGAAAGAGCCCUCCCUCGGCACGGACGGGUGGAAGACCGAGCUGAACAACCAGAUCGCGACCUUCAUCCGGCUCCUGCGCGAGUGCCUCCGCAGCGUGCACCACGUCCCGCCCGAGUUGAUCUCGAGGCUGGAUAUGUACACCGCGAAGCUCGCGCCGCCGAAGACGCAGAGCGUAUACAGCGAUUCUGGGUACGAUUCCGGGUCACAAGCGGGGAACCGAGACUCGCUGUAUGGAUCGCCGGUGGUCGGCGUCAGCACGAACGUGUCGGACAUGCCCCUCGUGAAAACUGUGGCGCAAUUGUUUAAGGUUGAUGACCAGACUGCGCAGCGGGAGAUCGACACGCUGAGACAAGUUUGCCAUGAACGAGCAGCGCUGACGGACCUGAAGACGUGCUUGAAGAACAUCAACGCGGGGUCACCAUUUCCUGGCCGACGAGAAGACUUCGAUAGCGAUGCCGCGUGGCAGUACUGGCGCACACUCGAAACCUCCCAUCUCUCCCAACUCAUGGUCGUCAUGGUCCAGCUUAACCCAGAGCUCGCGAAAUCGACCCCCUCCGACGCUUUCCCUCAGUCCCCAGGCGGCAGCGCACGACCAGGUUCUAUCUACUCCCAGACAGGCUCCUUCCACCCCUCUCGGGGGUCCAUCAGCAGCCGAAAGUCGUUCUUAGCCGGUUCCGGCAACCCCGACGCGGUGAGCGCCGAAAUCGACGGCGACGACGAAAUCCAAGUCGGGCACAACUUCACUUUCAUUCCACCUAACCCGAAGAAGUAUUACCGUCGCUUGUUGGAAAUAUGCAUCACGGCGGACCUGGAGGCAAUGUUCAGCGAUGCCGUCAAUGACGACGACGAAGUCUCGCUUGGCAUCCUGACACCACCCCAUAUUGAGCUCAUCAAUGAAUGCGCGUUAAGGUGGAGAAUUGGGCAACCGUAUCGGGCGGCCUGCUUCUUGGACUUGGUGAAGCAGUUUUACGAGCGGAAUGAUGUGCCGCUGGAGUGCAUACCGGAGGCCCUUCAAACUAUUCACAAGGUGAUGACCGAGAUUGAGCUUGACAAAUGGCCCAUACAGGACUCCGAUUAUCUAGCACAAGUCUACGGCGGACUCUUCAACAUCUUCUUAUCCGCUCUCUACCACGCGCUCGACGGCAUUCCCCAUCUUAAAGCGUCCGACGUGGCUCCAUACCUAUCCAUCCUGGAACACGUUCGCGACAGCGGCCUGCUCGACAGAUUUGAAGUCGACGUCGGCGCCAGGAUCGCGGAGAUACAGGACAAAGUUCGCGAGCUGUCCCAACGGGUGUACGAGGAGAAAAUGCAAGAGUUCAUGGCACAACGAGGAGUCAACUCGGCGUUGCCGCUGCUGCUCAUGACGGACGAGAUUGAGAAGAACGCCAAGUUGUUGGAUAAGCGGUUCCCGGAACCGUUGCUGGGACAACUGGACCUCGUGGCGUUGUAUGUUGAAGUUCAGAUACCAAUGUACAUCUCGGACUUGUCGCAGUCGGGGAAACGGUUAUCUGAAGGAGCGACGAACGGCCCAACACCGGACGUGCCUAUACAAGAUCUCUUCGCGCUUUAUCGCAGAACGAAGACUAUGCUCAGCAUGCUCAAAGCUUUCUGUCCGAAUGUCGAACCUCAUUUUGAUGAUGGCGUGUUCUUCGAACCAUAUGUGCGGCAAUGGCUCGUUAUCACCGACAGUAAAACCGCGCAAUGGGUCAAAGCAGCGAUUGAAGCUGAUAAGUGGGAAGCCGAGGGCGAUGCUGGCCAUAGUUCAUCUAUCGUCGAUCUCUUUGAUUCUCUACGCAGUCCAAUCAAGACCCUGGAAGAUUUGGAAUGGUCUGACCCUUACCAGGAAGCUCGGUUCUUGACCAGCUUGGCGAAGACUAUUAGCAAGGCUGUUGAACAGUAUUGUCGUAGCGUGGAGGAACUGUUCAUGGCCGAGAUGUACCCUCGACCUGCAGAAUUCUUGCAACCGCAAAAAUCUUCAGCCUGGCUGGAAAAGGCCAAACAGCUCGCGAUCACUGAGAAAAAGAUCGAGGUGUUCAACUUCAAGCCGGAGUCCUGCGUCAAGCUGAACAACGUGGAGAGCGCGCGGAAACUACUCGAUAACCUGUACAGCCAGAUGGAAGCGGACAAGAUUGCGGAGAUAAUCGAGCAGAGCGCGCCUCCUGUGCCUGCGAAGGUUGAGCGACCGCGGUUCUUGUUCACGGUCAAGAUAUCCGUUGCGGAAGGUUUAGUGCCUUUGGAUAGCAGCCCGUCGUCACUCCUGGACACUUUCGUCACUCUCAGCGACGAAGCCGGUAAUCGUCUCGCUAAAACGCGGACGAUUUAUGAAACCCUCUGUCCUCGCUGGGACGAAACCUUCGACCUAUCUGUAGACAAGCCCUUGUGGUUGAUGGUUAGCGUCCGAGACCGUGCGUUAGUGGGAAAACACGACACGAUUGGCCGAGCAUACAUCUGUCUUGACCCCAAGCGAUUUGGCGAUUUCUUGACGCAUGAUCUCUGGCUGGACUUGGAUAGGCCGGGACGCAUCCUUCUUCGUGUCAGUAUGGAAGGCGAGAAGGACGACAUCCUUUUCUUCUUUGGACGCGCGUUCAGGUCAUUGAAGCGAGCGGAGGGCGACAUGGUCAGAAUCUUCAUAGACAAGAUGUCGCCCUUGAUUAGGCAAACACUGUCGAGAAACGUUCUCAAAACCCUCACGAAGACCGGCUAUUCAUUGGACUACAACAAGGCCCUAGGCAAUGUAACCGCGUUGUAUCGCUCCGCCGUGGGUCAGGCCUCAAACGAGAUUCAAGUACCGCUGCCCUCGGACGAGAAGCCGCGCAUCCGGCCUGAAGAGCUGACGGACGUCCAGAUCGAGCAGGUCUUGGCCCCUCUCUUCGACUACUUCGACAACAACCUUCCGACCAUCAACACCUGCCUGGUCGACGCCGUGAAGCAGAUGGUCAUGACCAGGAUCUGGAAGGAGAUCCUCACUGUCAUCGAGGGCUUGCUCAUACCCCCGCUAUCCGAUGUUCCUAGUGACCUGAAACCUCUCACUGACAAGGAGGUGGAUAUCGUCUUCAAGUGGUUGAAGUUCCUUCGAGACUACUUCUAUAUCGACGGUGAAGGGCCCCUGUCCCUCGAAGAGCUCCAGAACCAGAGGUAUCGUGACAUCUUGUCGAUCCGACUGUACUACGAUUGGCAUUCGGAUGCCCUAAUGGAGGAGUGCGUGCGGAUGAUGCAGCAGACGCUCCGCGAGUCUUCUACCGUGACUAAGCGCUCGAAAAGCGUGUACAACCAGCGCAACCUGGGAACGAUCAAGGAUCGCAAGCGGGAGAAGAAGAAGGAGAAGAACGAGGUGUCCAACGGUGCGGAGACGAUCAUGCGUAUCCUGCGCAUGAGGCCGAGAACUCAGGAAUUCAUCGCGCAACAGAUGCAAAUCAUGACCGCCGUGCAGCAGGAGCAGGAAGCGCGCGCCCAGGCACAAGAGCGGAAGAAGCUGCAGCGCCCGCGAAGCCAGGUGCAGCCGCAAAUACCCCCGGUUCCUGCCGUCCCUCCGAUAUAAAAACCUCUCUCGAUUUUCUGCUUUCUUCUUCUACCUCUGUGUGGCACUCCUCGCGAUACCUCGGAUUUUCUUUCCUUGUUCCUGCCAUAUACUCAUUGCUCUUGCUAUUGGAUGUUUUGCUCUAAUACCUCGAUGUUUCUAUGUGGAUCAGCUUGGUGCCGAAUCUUAAUCUCGUUUUCGC